Messenger RNA from Pocillopora damicornis (cauliflower coral), 1840 nucleotides. Its product is annotated as neuronal acetylcholine receptor subunit alpha-5. Gene Ontology annotation, biological process: monoatomic ion transmembrane transport. Gene Ontology annotation, cellular component: membrane. Gene Ontology annotation, molecular function: transmembrane signaling receptor activity; extracellular ligand-gated monoatomic ion channel activity. NCBI's taxonomy places the organism in Eukaryota, Metazoa, Cnidaria, Anthozoa, Scleractinia, Pocilloporidae. The record is from RefSeq and is a predicted model, not a curated record.
UUCAGGCUGCGAGUUUGCCUCACGCUGUUAGUACGGAAAACUGGAAAAUGGUGAAAUAUUUUCGUACUUUUUGUUCAUAUUAUUCAUCGCUGCGUUUCUGAUGUUACUUCAUGGUAAUACUCUAAAGUAAUGAAGAUUUACCAUGUCUUCUACGAUCGUGACUGUCGCAAUAAUACUUUCAGCCUUUUUUCAAGGUUUGCAAUGUGCCUCAUUCGAUCGACUGUUGGUUGAAAAUUUGCUGAAGGACUAUAAUACGGAUGUGAGACCAGUUGAGAAUACGUCACAAGUACUCGAGAUUUCACUGGGUCUUCAGCCAUAUAGAUUGCUCAGAGUGGAUGUGGUCGAGCAGCUUGCGCGGAUGAGCCUUUGGCUUAGACUGACCUGGCAAGAUCGGUCCUUGAUUUGGAGUCCUUCGCAGUAUGGAAACCUGACGCGUAUUAACUUACCAGUAGAUACGAUCUGGACACCACCCGUAGGACUAUUAAACUCGCUUGAGUCACGUUUUGCCCCGCUUUUUGAAAGUUCUGACGAUGGUCUGAGCGUCUUAGCCGAGAUUCGAUAUGACGGCCAAAUCAAAAUAGCCGUGCCGACAAUCCUCAGUAUCUCGUGCCUAAUGGACAUGACCAUGUAUCCGUUUGAUAUUCAAAGAUGCAACCCUAAAUUCGGAACAUGGGCGUACACGAACAAGGAUCUGAAGUUCUCAGCAGAUGUCAAAUCAUCAAUACUGGCCGAGUCAAAGGAGGCUUUUGCGUCCUCAGCUGGUUGGUCAGUUAUGGAAUACCGCGCUGUUGACCAGCAUGACAACGACACUAACACAAGUCCUUCCGUGACAUUCACCAUGCAGCUAAGACGUCACACAACGUAUUACAUUGUGAUCCUAUUUUUGCCGUGUUUAUCGAAUGCAAUGCUGACACUUCUCGUUUUCCUCCUUCCGACGGAGACUGGGGAGAGAAUUGGUGUUGGUAUCAACACUCUCUUCAUCAUGUGGGUCAAUUAUUUAAGGGCAUUAAAUAGGAUGCCUAAGAGUCCAGAUCUGCCCGUUUUCUGCAAGUUUUCUUACUUUGUAAUGUUCGAGUGCGUUUGUGCUAUCGCUGUUUCUUGUCUCCUCAUUUCCUUCUAUCACAUGAAUGUUCAUAUAGAAAUGCCUGAUUGGGUCAAGACCCACAUACUAGACAGAAUGGCGUGGCUGGUAUUCUUACGAUCUUCUGUGAAACGUCGCCAAAGGACGGUAGAGAAAUUUAGAAAAGAAGCCGAACAGUUCCGCUCAAGGUUUGGAGGCAGUACUUACCAUAAGAUAACAAUAGGACUGAAUCUGUUUGUUGACAACUCGCUCAAGGAGUUUGAGACAUUUUGGCGACGAGAAGAAUGGCGCCUUGUCUCACUUGUCUUGGAAAGAUUUUUUACUUAUUUCUUUUUGUUUACAGUUCUUAUUUCUUUUUUUGUUUUUGCUGCAACUGUGUGGUAAAGGAUGAUAAAAAAAAUACCCACACAAAUAGGUACAAUUAUUCUCGCAAAAAAAACGAGGGUAAAUCGUUGAAAAAUAAAGUAACCAGUUCAUCCUUAUCAUGCAAUGAAAAUCUACCGAAGUUCUAAUUGCACUGAGUUGUGUAGCAACUACUAUGAGUGAUAAGGAGACGCUCAGUUCUCUUAAAUUAGGGGAAGAGAGGGUCGGGUCUGGCGUCAGGCAUGGUAACCUGAUAGUUACUAGCUUGCUUGAUGUUGCAACAGGAAACAGUGUGGGGAAUUAAAAAAGAGACCUUUAGCCCCUUUCUAACAAGGUUCACACCCAAAUAGAGCCAAAAUUAGGGUAGAAAGAGCGAUCUGAGUGUAAGAAAAAUUG